CCCUCUCUCCUCAGAACCACCGCACCCCUCCUUCCUUCCUGAAAAUGAAAUUGGGAGGCCCCUGACAAAGCCAUGCUGGCCUCUGGAGGUCGUGUCCCAAUGGCUUUGGCUCUCCACCGAGGCCACUUCCCGUAAUACAGUGGUCACUGAGGAAUGGCCACUGUCCAGAGGCACCUGGGCCCGGCUCAAUUCACCUUUGACCUCAGGACUCCCUGCUUAGAAGUCCUGCAGGUCAGGACGGAGCUCCUCAGAGUCGCCCUGGGGCCCUCUGGCUCCAACUCCUCCCUUAUGUUCCAGUUUCGUUUCUCCAGCUUGCACACCCUGUCCUACCAACUGAACCACUAGAGUCUCACGCCCCACACUGUACUGCGGGGCCUGUCAGGCCGGUCCCUCUCCUGUCAAAAUGCCGUUUGGCUUUGCCUGAACAUAGUGGAAAGGUUUCAUCCCCAGUUACUUUUCAAGCUGGCGUCAUUCUGAUUUCAAAAUGACAAAGAGCCCUAAAGCAGUAUUCCUCAAUUUUGUUCUUCAUUAUUGCUGCCCCCAACCCCAGGGAACCUUUUUAGACAUAUUUUUCCUAAUUAUUACUGCAGUGACAUUUUAAUCCCUGGGUAUGAUGUCUUUGUUUAUGUAUUAAUAUAUGUAUCUGUGUAUUAUACAUAGAAAAAGAGUAUGAUUUUUAGCACAUAAAACCUAACAGUAUGUUGACUAAACUGGAUUUAUUCUGGCAAUAUAAGAAUGGUUUAAUAUUUAUAAAAUCCAGUCUUAGAGUUUACCCAUUGACUAUGUCAGAGGAAGAAAAAUAAGAGAGCCGCUUGUGGAUGCUGAAAAACACUUGAUAAAAUGUCAUGUUCCUUCUAGAUAAGGCCCUUGGUAAAAUAGUAAUAAGUGAAUUCUACCUUAAGUGAUUAAAUGUGUCUCAGCCCAAAAGCUGGCAUUCCUGUCAGUGAGAACAUACUGGAAGCCGUCCCACUAAGGAACAAGAUGAGGAUGUUGUCACCACUAGUAGUUAACAUUGUUCACCCUGUCCAUCCUGAAGCGGGCUCCCCGGAAGCGGCCAGGCCGUGUCGCCUUUGAUGGUAUCACCGUCUUCUACUUUCCACGGUGCCAGGGCUUCACCAGUGUACCCAGCCGUGGUGGCUGCACUCUGGGUAUGGGCCCCCGCCACAGUGCCUGCCGCCGCUUUUCCUUGGCUGAGUUCACCCAGGAGCAAGCCCGGGCACGGCGUGAGAAGCUGUGCCUACGCUUGAAGGAGGAGAAGCUGGAGGCGCUCCGGUGGAAGCUUGCAGAGAGCGGGGUGCCUGAGACGGAGGCCAGCCUGCCACUCACAGUGGACGCCAUUGAUGAUGCCUCUGUGGAAGAGGACUUGGCCGUGGCCGUGGCAGGUGGCCGGUUGGAGGAGAUGACCUUCCUACAGCCCUACCCAGCCCGGCGACGGCGGGCUCUGCUGCGGGCUGCUGGGGUGCGGAGGAUCGAUCGCGAGGAGAAGCGGGAGCUGCAGGCUCUGCGCCAGUCCCGAGAGGACUGUGGCUGUCGUUGUGAUCAGGUCUGUGACCCCGAGACCUGCAGCUGCAGUCUGGCGGGCAUCAAGUGCCAGAUGGACCACACUGCGUUCCCCUGCGGCUGCUGCAGGGAGGGCUGCGAGAACCCCAAGGGCCGUGUAGAAUUUAAUCAGGCCCGCGUGCAGACCCAUUUCCUCCACACCCUCACCCGCCUGCAGCUGGAGCAGGGGGCCGAGAGCCUGGGGGAGCUGGAGGCGCACAGCCAGGACGGCCCAGCCAGCCCUGGUGAGCAGGUCCUGGCCCCCGCUUUCCCACUAGCCAAGCCCCCCGUGAGCAGCGAGCUGGGAGACAACAGCUGUAGCAGCGACAUGACCGACUCCUCCACAGCUUCGGGCACCAGCGAGGCCCCGAGCGGCACCGCCCACCCAGCCCUGCCUGGCCCUGGCUUCCAGGCUGACAUGGAUGAUGACAGCCUGGCCCGGGUCCUGAGUCUCAGUGACUCUGACCUGGGAGGGGAGGAGGAGGAGGAAGAGGAAGGGGGAGUGGGGAGCCUGGACAACCUCAGCUGCUUCCACCCAGCUGAUAUCUUUGGUACUGGUGAGCCCGGUGGCCUGGCCAGCUGGACCCACAGCUAUACCAGCUCUAGCCUCACGUCAGGCAUCCUGGAUGAAAACGCCAACCUGGAUGCCAGCUUCUUCCUGAACAGUAGCCUUGAAGGGUUGGGAGAAGGCAGCUUCCCUGGUGCCUCAGUGCUGCCCAGCUCAGAUGCCGGCCAGAGCAACUCUGUGGACCUUAGCUUGUCUUCCUGUGACUCCUUCGAGCUGCUCCAGGCCCUGCCAGACUAUAGUCUGGGGCCUCACUACACCUCCCGGAAGGUGUCUGACAGCCUGGACAACCCGGAGGCCCCCUUCUUCCCCCUGCCAACCUUCUCUCCAGCAGGGGACACCGGCGCUUGCCUCCUGGAGUCCCUUGUGGGCCUGGUGGACUCCGCCACUGAGGCCCCGGCACCCUUCAUGGACAGCCAGUUGUUUGAGGACCCGGCCCCAGCGCCUCUGGUGGAGCCGGUGCCUGUGUGAGGACUGGGGGACCUUUUCGUGGUCCUAAGAGCCCUGUUGCUGCUUUGUUGUAAUUUGGGGGCUCCCUGAGGUCUGUAUGUUAAGAGUUUUGGCUCAUCCAUGCAGGCACUCCUGAGUUUGUGCAACACUCUGGAUUGACUUAUUUAUUUUUGUAACUACUUCCGUGCUGAAGAGAGGGCAGGGAGGGGGCUUUCCCUGUCAGCACCCCCCCCCCCCCAGAGCCCCCCCAGUCUCUUCUUCCACUUUCCAUGGUGUAUGCCAGGAACAGGAGGAAAUAUGGCUCCCCUGGAGCUUUGCAGACCCCUUUCUGGUCUCGUGUGAUGUUCCUUAGCCUGAACAAGACAGGGCUGAAAUCUGCCACUUCUAAUGGCUUCUCCUGCCACCCUGAGCCCCAGACCCAUGGGUGGCUAUAUUUUCUGGACUGUGAAGACUAUAAUUUAUUUCCAUAAUUUAUUUGGAGACUAGAAGGUAUAGGCUUCUCCCCUCUGGCCAGUGGGCAGUGCUGGAGUUGGGGUAGGGCACAGAUCCCUGCAAGUCCCUCUGCCUUGUCGUGCAUCCCCUACCCUGCCUGGGCUUUGGUACAGACCAGGUGUGGAUUGGGUGCCUAUAGUCUACUGCAGCAGCAGCCUGGCUAUGAGAGGCAAGUGACUGGGGACAGCGUCUAGGUAGGGGGCUGGGCUGGGCUGGGCUGGGCUGGGCUGGGCUGGACUGGCCAGGCCAAGCCAAGCCAAGCCAACCGUGACCAAAACCUGCUUCUGCCCCGACACAGCCCCCUCUGCUUCCUGUACUCUGCCUCGUGGUAUUCCUCCCCAAAGGCCACAGGCUUUAUUCUGGGCCCACUAAUGUAGAAGGGAAGCAGGAAGCCCAGAGAGGGCAAGGGACUAGCCUCUGUGCCCAUAGCACGCUCCUGACGACUAUCUCAGGGCUUGCUGGGCACUGCAUGUCAGCCCCAGCCACCUGCCCAUGCCCUAAAGCCAGUUGGCUCCGGUGAGGAGAGGCCCUUUUGGCUUUUAUGCCCUUUGUUUGCCGAUGUUGAGUUUUGCAUCCUAAUUUCUGUAUCGUCCUUGAGCAUCAGAACUAUAAUUUAUUCAUUUUUCUCUAUGUCUGUGCCAAGAAGCCCAGGCUCUGGGCCUGCCGCCUUGCCCAGGAGGCCUUGCCAGCCUGUCUGCUUGUGGGAACACCUUGUACCUGAGCUUACAGGUACCAAUAAAGAGGCUCUAUUUUUAAA
This is a messenger RNA of Mustela erminea (ermine), 3803 nucleotides long. It is a transcript of the gene CSRNP1, whose product is annotated as cysteine and serine rich nuclear protein 1. Gene Ontology annotation, cellular component: nucleus. NCBI's taxonomy places the organism in Eukaryota, Metazoa, Chordata, Mammalia, Carnivora, Mustelidae. Gene Ontology annotation, molecular function: DNA-binding transcription factor activity, RNA polymerase II-specific; sequence-specific DNA binding. The transcript is spliced from 4 exons. The record is from RefSeq and is a predicted model, not a curated record. The coding region runs from base 1151 to 2575 and encodes 474 amino acids. Gene Ontology annotation, biological process: regulation of transcription by RNA polymerase II.